Molecule: messenger RNA, 10311 nt
Organism: Salmo salar (Atlantic salmon)
Lineage: Eukaryota; Metazoa; Chordata; Actinopteri; Salmoniformes; Salmonidae
Source: RefSeq, a predicted model, not a curated record
UUAACUUUGUGGAAGUUCCCUGCAGUCCUGGUUCGCUUUGCAGGCGCGUACACCCUCUGCAGUCACUCAGCUAGUCUUUAUCAUGUAUGACAGCCAUGCUCCGCAGCUUUUCCUGUCUAUAUUCCUCUUCUGUUUCGGAGUGAAGGCGAUGACUGAUCACUCCUGUUAUGACACGGACUUAGUGGACAUGGUGGUCCCCGUGGAGCUCUCUGGAGAGGAAGCUCACCUGUUGCAUGACUCAUCCAGGCGCAGCGCGCGUCGACGCGGCCAGCGCUCUGUCGAUUCCCGGGGUGGACUAAACUCUGUGGAGGACAGCUUAUUUUUCUCUUUACCUGCUUUUGGAAAAGACCUGUACUUACGCCUGAAAAGGGAUGCUGCUUUUCUGUCUGAGGGGUUUGUGGUCGAGGAGAGGGGAGGCGAAAGAGACCCCCCUAAAUUGUCGCACCUGGCCAGAGACCAGCUCUGCUUCUACUCGGGAUGGAUUGUCAACCACACCGACUCUUUUGCCUCCCUCAACACCUGCGGCGGUCUGACUGGACUGGUCUAUACAGGAGAGGACAGUCUCUUCAUCCAGCCGGUCAGCAGUUCUUCCAGCUCCUUCUCCGGGUUGCAGCACAGGGUGGUCCGACACCGACGCUCAGCCAAGACCAGCCCUCCUUCUGUCCCUCCCCCUGGAUCCACAGCUGCAGACAAGCAGCCCAAGGACUGCGGCACCAUUACAGUGAGGAAGAAGGAGAAGAGGCAGAAGGGAGUGGAGGAGGGCCGUAGAAGGAGGAAUGCCAUCCAUCUGAAUGGGUUGUAUACGGUAGAGACGGUGGUGGUGGCAGACUCAGACAUGGUGCAGUACCACGGGGCAGAGGCCGCGCAGAGAUUCCUACUCACCGUCAUGAACAUGGUGUACAACAUGUUUAACAGCAAGAGUCUGGGCGUCAGAAUCAACAUACGGGUGACCAAGCUGGUCCUGCUCCACAACCGCCCAGACAGGCUGAAAGUGGGCCACCAUGGAGAGAGGUCCCUGGAGAGCUUCUGUCAGUGGCAAUGGGAGGAGUACGGCGGCCCCCGUUACCUAGGCAACAAUUACGUGCCCGGGGGCAGGGAUGACAUCCCACCUGUGGACACAGCCGUGCUCGUCACUAGGACUGACUUCUGCGUGCACAAAGACCAGCCCUGUGACACAGUGGGUAUUGCCUAUCUGGGAGGGGCGUGCAGCUCCAAGAGGAAGUGUGUUCUGGCCGAGGACAACGGACUCAACCUGGCCUUCACCAUAGCCCACGAGCUGGGACACAACAUGGGGAUGAGCCAUGAUGACGACCAUGCUACCUGUACAGGCCACUCCCACAUCAUGUCUGGUGAAUGGGUGAAGGGCCGUAACCCCAGCGACCUAUCAUGGUCCCCCUGCAGCCGUGACGACCUGGAGAAGUUCCUCAGGUCCAAAGCCAGCAGCUGUCUGCUCCACACAGACCCCAGAAGCCGCUACCAGGUUCGCCUGCCACCCAAGCUGCCAGGCAUGCACUACAGUGCAGACGAACAGUGUCAGAUCCUCUUUGGAACCAACGCCACCUUCUGCAAUGAUAUGGAGCACCUGAUGUGCGCGGGCCUGUGGUGUUUGGUGGAAGGAGACAAGUCCUGUAAGACCAAGCUGGACCCUCCUCUGGACGGCACAGAGUGUGGAGCUGACAAGUGGUGCCGGGCAGGGGAGUGUGUAAGUAAAAGCCCUAUCCCACAGCAUGUGGAUGGGGACUGGAGCAUCUGGAGUCAGUGGAGCCAGUGCAGUAGAACCUGUGGCACCGGAGCCCAGUUCAGACAGAGGAAAUGUGACAACCCGCCGCCAGGUCCCGGUGGUAGUAACUGUCAGAAGGCCAGUGUGGAACAUAAAGUGUGUGAAGGUCCUCCCUGCCCUAAAGGAACACCCAGCUUCAGAGAGCUGCAGUGUCUCUCCCAUGACCGCCAGGCCGGCAAGAAGAAGAACAGCAUAUGGACCGCAGUCAAUAACGAUGAGAAGCCGUGUGCCCUGUUCUGUUCCCCUGUGGGGAGAGAUUCCCCCAUCCUGGUGGCAGAGAGAGUGAUGGAUGGAACACCAUGUGGACCCUACGAGUCAGACCUGUGUGUCAAUGGCAGGUGUCAGAAAAUCGGCUGCGAUGGCAUCAUCGGCUCGUCAGCCAGGGAGGACCGCUGUGGGGUGUGUAACGGAGACGGACACUCCUGUAAGAUAGUCAAGGGAGACUUCAACCACACCAUGGGCAGGGUCUCCUCUAGCCACUGUAAGAGGGUUUCUACCUGUGUGAUGGCUAAACCAAGGGCUGUCCCCAAGUGUUUCUCAUGUUACAUCGAGGCUGCUGUCAUCCCCGUUGGUGCUAGGAGAAUCAAAGUUGUGGAGGACAAGCCCUCACACAGCUUUCUGGCAAUGAAAGACUCUACCAAGAGGUCCAUCAACAGCGACUGGAAGAUCGAGCUUCCUGGAGAGUUCCAGCUUGCCGGCACUACAGUGCGCUACGUCCGGAGAGGACUCUGGGAGAAAAUGUCCGCCAAGGGACCCACCAAGACCCCGCUGUACCUCAUGGUGCUGUUGUUUCAUGACCAGACCUACGGGAUACACUAUGAGUACACAGUGUCUCUGAACGUAACUGAACGUGAUGAUGUCAGUGAGGAGCAGAGAGCACCAGAGCACCUCUACCUUUGGACACACAGCUCCUGGCAAGACUGCAACGUACAGUGUGGAGGAGGUGAGAGGAGGACAGUGGUGUCUUGUAUGAGGCUGGUCAAUAAGAACAUGACUCUGGUGAAUGACAGCCUCUGCCAACCAGAGAACAGGCCAUUACCCCAAGUACGACGCUGCAACUCACACCCCUGUCAGUACAGGUGGGUGACAGGGGAGUGGGGCCAGUGCUCGGUGACGUGUGGGAAGGGUCUCCAGCUGCGUGAGGUGGGCUGUGUGUACCAGCUGCAGAACGGAUCCCUUAUUCACACACGGGACUUGUACUGCCAGGGGGGCAAACCCCCCGCCCUGCAGGGCUGCGAGGGACGCCACUGCCUCACUGCCUGGGAGGCCUCUGAGUGGUCCAAGUGUUCUUCAGACUGUGGCAGUGGGGUCCGUCGGAGGAUAGUGAGGUGCACCAACCCCCAGGGGAGCUGUGACCCCCUCUCUCAGCCUGCUGACCAGGAGCCCUGUGAGGACCGCUCCAAAUGUUACGAGUGGAAGACUGGGGACUGGUCCAAGUGCUCAUCAUCCUGUGGGAAGGGCCUGCAGUCCAGAGUGGUCCAAUGUAUGCACAGAGUGACAGGUCGCCACGGUAAUGACUGCCCCGUGGUAUUCAGACCACCCACCUACCGGCCCUGUCACCAGGAGGCCUGCAAUGACAAAGUCAACGUCAACACCAUCACCUCCCCCAGAUUAGCUGCUCUGACCUACAAGUGCACAGGAGACCAGUGGACUGUGUACUGCCGUGUGAUCCGAGAGAAGAACCUGUGCCAGGACAUGAGAUGGUACCAGCGCUGCUGUGACACCUGCAGAGACUUCUACGCCAACAAAACACCCCGCAAGAGUUAAUGAUGAAAGCACUCGCACACAUACUGUACACAGACAGACACACACUUCACCUAGUGCUACGAUUUUAGAUGCUUCUGUAACACUUGACUUAAAGCUUGCGGGUAUAAUGCUUUGUAAGUCGUUAUAAGCAUGAAUGAGCCUUUAUAAUGUGUUAUAAUAAGGCUUAUGAUAUGAUAUGUCUCUCUAUGUAUCAGCAUGUUAACCGACUCAAAAUGGCUGUUAUUUAGACUGCUUCAGGAGAUGAUACAAAUAUAUUGUAAGAGUCUCAUGGCAGGUCUUUAUGCCGGCCGGCUUUAAGCAAAGAGUUACGGAUGUUUUUACUGAAUUAUUCAUAUUCUUAUUAUUAGUUAUAGAACUUUCAAUUUUGGAGAAAAAAGUGGAAAUGAGUGCAGAGACCAUUUCAAGUGGGAUCAUAAGCUUGCUGUUGUCAUGAAGACUUGAAAACCUUCUUUAACUUGUUUUAUUGCUGUAAACCAAAGCGAGGGACUUCGAAGUCUGGGGAGUCUCUCGGUGGGUAGCCUGUCACGUCAACGUUUCUUGUACAGUGUGAUUUAACAUUAGCGUUAACAUAUGUGAUAACACUUUAUGUGGAAAGUUCAUUGUUGUCAGAUUGUCUAUAGAUGCUCAGUGAACUAUCAAAACAUGUCCGAUUUUCAUGGCCUCCCGGGUGGCGCAGUGGUCUAAGGCAGUGCUAGCUGUGCCACCAGAGACUCUGGGUUCGAGCCCAGGCUCUGUCUUUGCCGGCCGCGACCGGGAGGCCCAUGGGGCGGCGCACAAUUGGCCCAGUGUCGUCCGGGUUAGGGAGGGUUUGGCCGGCAGGGAUAUCCUUGUCUCAUCGCGCACUAGCGACUCCUGUGGCGGGCCAGGCGCAGUGCACGCUGACCAGGUUGCUAGAUGCGCGCUGUGUUAAGAAGCAGUGCGGCUAGGUUGGGUUGUGUUUCGGAGGACGCAUGGCUCUCGACCUUCACCUCUCCCAAGUCCGUAUGGGAGUUGCAGCGAUGAGACAAGACAGUAACUACUAACAAUUGGAUACCACGAAGUUGUGGAGAAAAAGAAUACAGCUAGGGUGGCUGAAUAUGAGCAACUGUAUGUUACUUGGAGCGGCAGGUAACCUAGUGGUUAGAGCUUUGGGUCAGUAACUGAAAGGUUGCUGGAUCAAAUCCCUGAGCUGACAAGGUAAAAAUCUGUUGUUCUGCCCCUGACCAAGGCAGGCGCCGAAGAUGUCGAUUAAGGCAGCCCCCCUCACCUCUCUGAUUCAGAGGGGUUGGGUUAAAUGCGGAAGACACAUUUCAGUUGAAUACAUUCAGUUGUACAACAGACUAGGUUGUCCAACUGACCCAGUCUUGUCAGUGGCUUGGUGAAUACAGGGCCUGCUGAACUAAACACAAGAGAAUAUGCAGAAUAUGCGGCUGGUGGCACCUUAAUUGGGAAGGACGGGCUCAUAGUGAUGGAAUGGAAUAAAUGGAAUGGUUUCAAACACAUCAAAUACAUGAUACCAUUCCCCUUUCCCUUACUUACAUAGAUAUAAUGUAUGUACCUCACAGGAGGCUGGUGAGGGGAGGACUGCUCAUAAUGAUGGCUGGAAUGGAGUGAAUGGAAUGGUAUCAUGUGUUUGAUGUGUUUGAAACCAUUCCAUUUAUUCCGUUCCAUCUGUUACUAUGAGCCCGUCCUUCCCAAUUAAGGUGCCACCAGCCGCCUGUGACAUACAUACAGUACUUACACACACGUACAUUGAAAGACCUGUAAGUACUUUGUUAUUGCAUGUUAACAGAGGUGCAGUUGACAUGUAAUACAUCCAAAUGGUAGUUUGUCAUCUGAGCAUGUAGAUCUGUAGGGGACUAUUCAGAUAAAGUGGGACUGCAUAUUCUCUUGUGUUUAGUUCAGCUGGCCCUGUAUUCACCAAGCCACUAGACUGGGCCAAGAGACCUGGCUCGUGUUCAUUAGGCACCAGAUGGACUGAAACAGGUAGGGACUACUUGAAGUUAUUCAAUAAGAAACACUAAUUUUCUUUUUUCUGUUGCAACGUUUGAAAACUUUUUCCGUUGUGUGCUUUAAUGAACAUGACCCUGGUUUCUUCUCUUAGGGACAAACCGUAACUUGAUGACUUGAGAUAACGUGAAUUUCGCAUUGACAUCAACCCAUAAGCUAAGUCUUGGUUCCACGUUUGGAUCUCAAGUUAGGAUUUGUCCCUUAGUUCCACGAUAGACUAGGUGUACUUGCAUUUUGUUGCUGUUUUUUGUUGAUGUCAUUGUCAUUUUUUGGCGGUUGUUGUUAUUUAAAACUAGCCAGGAGCCGUUGUAAGGUACUGUAGUUCUACAUUGAAAUGAUCAAGCUAACGAUAGGAGACCCACUAUUCCCUAGGCUCACCUGAAGGCCUUGGACAGCCCAUGUAGCAUCUGUCUCUCUCUUGAGGAUCCAAUGUUGGAGACAGUGCAGUGGUGGGGGUGUAACUUAAGAGAAGAUUAGAUGUAUCUUAAGUUACUUUUGUCCUACAGCUAACCACAUACAGUGUAUUCAGUACUGUAUAUGUGAGUGGAACCCACAACCCAGUGUCGUUAACACCUUACUCCAACUACGCUCCAUGAACCAACUGAGCUAUCUUGGUGAAGCAGGUUGCAGCUAGAUUGUUAGGUUCGUUGUAAAACAAAAAUCCCUGUGUCAUGUGUAUGUCUGUUGUCCUCCCUUGGUGCUUGAGGUGUGCGUCAUCAUGACGAUGUACCAAAUGUGACGUAAACUAGUCUCUGGUUUCAAACUUUACACUUACUCCAAACCUGGUGCUUGUUAACGUUUCCAUACAUCAUCAAACAUUACACUUACUCCAAACCUGGUGCUUGUUAACAUUUCCAUACAUCAUCAAACUGGAAAUUGGUUUUAACUAUUAAACAAUCAUUCAAACACAAUGUGAGGCUUACACCGAUUUCAACAGCUUGCCCUUGUGCAUGAGUGUGACAAAAGUAGACGUCACAAGCAUCAACAUGUAAACAUGAAUGGAGGCAGCGUUAUGUUUGCUACAAAAGGAUGGUGCAGUAGAUAACUGACUGUAAAUAAUGUACAGUUAGUUAUCACAGACAUUCUUUAUCCAAAAAUGACGAAGUGUCUCGAGUUGUGUUCACAUUUUACAGAUUAUGAUUUAAAGGGGUAAUCUGCAGUUGUGUUCACGUUUUACAGAUUAUGAUUUAAAGGGGUAAUCUGCAGUUGUGUUCACGUUUUACAGAUUAUGAUUUAAAGGGGUAAUCUGCAGUUGUGUUCACGUUUUACGGAUUAUGAUUUAAAGGGGUAAUCUGCAGUUGCUACAUACAUUGUUUGAUUUAUAAAUGAGCUCAGGUCAACUGUCUUACUCCAUCAGAACCCCAAAUGCUUGUUUUACUCCACAAACACUAUAAAGCCUUGAAACAUGGUUAUAAUGAGCAGUUUCAUAUCAUGGAUGGUCAGUCCUUGCAUCCAUAGCUCGGUCUAUGAAUUUGAGAGUAGUUACAUUCCUCCAGACUUUUUUGAUUGUUUUAACUGCUGAUUGACGCUUUAAUCACUUUCCAAGGGUAUUACGUAACAUUCAGCUCUGUAGUGUAUAUCGAUGUCACUGGCCUAGUUCUCUUGGUUCUUGGAGUUGGCUGAAGCAGAAACAGAUCUAGAGUUACCAGGCUAUGUAGUGUAUAUCUAUAUUUCUGGCCUGGUUCUUUGUGGUCUAUGGAGACCACCAUGACUAAUCAGUUAGCCCCCAGGUAGAGACCCUGGCCCCCAGGCAGCCCCCAGGUAGAGACCCUGUCCCCCAGUUAGAGACCCUGACCCCCAGGUAGAGACCCUGACCCCCAGGUAGAGACCCUGUCCCCCAGGUAGAGACCAUGUCCUCCAGGUAGAGACCCUGUCCCCCAUUUAGAGACUCUGACCCCCAGGUAGAGACCCUGUCCCCCAGUUAGAGACCCUGACCCCCAGGUAGAGACCCUGCCCCCAGGUAGAGACCCUGCCCCCCAGGUAGAGACCAUGUCCUCCAGGUAGAGACCCUGACCCCCAGGUAGAGACCCUGACCCCCAGGUAGAGACCCUGGCCCCCAGGCAGCCCCCAGGUAGAGACCCUGGCUCCCAGGUAGAGACCCUGACCCCCAGGCAGCCCCCAGAUGGAGACCCUGACCCCCAGGUAGAGAUCCUGACCCUCAGGUAGAGACCCUGUCCCCCAGUUAGAGACCCUGUCCCCCAGGUAGAGACCCUGACCCCCAGGUCAGUAAGCCCCCAGGUAGAGACCCUGGCCCCCAGGAAGCCCCCAGGCAGAGACCCUGGCCUCCAGAAAGCCCCCAGGCAGAGACCCUGGCCCCCAGGCAGACCCCAGGCAGAAUCCCCAGUAUUGGGAUAAGAGCUGAUAUGGGCCCAGGUCAGAACAGAGAAAACAAACAGCCCAGCUCUCAGAGCUCCUGAGUCCCACAUUCCCAACCCUUCAGAGCAGGGAACCAUUAAUCAAUCAAACAAUCUAACAUGGUACUGUUUACCUACGUGUUCAGAACAUGUAGGACAGAGGACCACCCUGGCAGUACCGUGUGUGUGUGUGUGUGUGUGUGUGUGUUUGCAUGCGUGUGUGUAAUUGAUGCAUGUCUCUGUGGUACGAGCCGUCAGUGGUGAGAUCUUCAUUGAAAAGGUCACACUGUUCACACUUUGAAGACAGACUUGUAAAGAAAACAUCACGGUUAAAGACAUGCUCCGGUACUUUGUGAAUAAGAAAGUAUUUUGUAACCCUCCCACUUUGGGCUGGAUGUGUCAAUGUGUAGUUCAUACAUGCAUAAUCUAUGAGCAGAAUUACUGUCUUGCCUCAAUUAGGCAGAAAUUCCUAGUUAGAAGCUGUGCCAAGCCAUUUUCCUGACAUUUCCCCCCUGGUGGGCCAGCCUCCUAGCAAUUUGAGUUCUAGCCAAUAAGCUUCAGCCCCUCAUAUUUGAGUGACAGCUAGCAAAUGCGUGCACAGUUAUUCAAUGAGGUUGGAGGGUGGGCCCAACGGCUCAGUGGACACAGCAGAGAUAUAGCGAGAGAGAGAAAUAGAGAGAAAUAGAGAGAGAGAGAGAGAGAGAGAGAGAGAGAGAGAGAGAGAGAGAGAGAGAGAGAGAGAGAGAGAGAGAGAGAAAUGAUGUGGUGCACAUAUCUGCACGUACUGUAUGCGACUUAGUACGCGAUUUUCUGGGACCACUUAUGGCUCGUGAAUGCUACUUUCGGAACUACUGGCUAAAAAGUAUACAAAACUACCGGAGAAUCUCUUUUAACAGCUGAGACCGGCCCAUAGAGUUAGACAGAUGGCACAUAUUUGCAUUGUUGCCAUAAUGGCUUCUGUGACUGAAAAAGUCCCACCAAGUUGACUACUUCAAAAGGUGUAACUCCUCAAUGGUGAGGUGAUGUCCAUGCUAAAAUAGGAUUUAUGGCAAGUGGGCCCUCUAUAAAACUCUAUGGCCUGGCCUGCAAUUGAAUGAUACUGGUUACGGAUAGAGGGGCCGAGGCAUGUGGGUCUUGUUUCAACUCUGGUACCUACAGGUAGAAUAUGAUACCAUUCCAAUUUAUGCCUAGACCCUGUAGUUGUGGCUAUGGAGACCCUGUAGUUGUGGCUAUGGAGACCCUGUAGUUGUGGCUAUGGAGACCCUGUAGUUGUGGCUAUGGAGACCCUGUGGUUGUGGCUAUGGAGACCCUGUGGUUGUGGCUAUGGAGACCCUGUGGUUGUGGCUAUGGAGACCCUGUGGUUGUGGCUAUGGAGACCCUGUAGUUGUGGCUAUGGAGACCCUGUGGUUGUGGCUAUGGAGACCCUGUGGUUGUGGCUAUGGAGACCCUGUAGUUGUGGCUAUGGAGACCCUGUGGUUGUGGCUAUGGAGACCCUGUGGUUGUGGCUAUGGAGACCCUGUGGUUGUGGCUAUGGAGACCCUGUGAUUGUGACUAUGGAGACCCUGUGGUUGUGGUUAUGGAGACCCUGUGAUUGUGACUAUGGAGACCCUGUGGUUGUGGUUAUGGAGACCCUGUGGUUGUGGCUAUGGAGACCCUGUGGUUGUGGCUAGAGAGACUGUGAAUAUACCAUACAGGUGCAGUGGGGAUGACUCCUGUUAAAAAGGAGGCUUGACCUCAAGUGUGGGAUCACAUUUCAAAGUUCUGACCCCUUUCCGUUGGUGUGUGUGUGUGUGUGUUGAAUAGAAGCCUCAGUCCUGGCUCUCCAGACAGCCUGUGGGGUUUGAAUGGUGCUAACUGACGACAUAAUUCACUACUGUGGAAUCCAGCUUUGUUUCACGUUCUCUGUAUUGUGUUUCUGUUGUUGUUGUUGCUGUUUUCCCAUAUGUAAUUGUGGAUUAACAUUUUUUAAUUAUUUAAUACAGAAAAGUAGCUGCUUUUUUAUGAGUAAUUGUUGCAACCUUCUUCAACUGCUAUGUUACUGAUAUAGUGCAAAUAUGCUUAAAUAUUCCUGUACUGUAUGUUAUUGUAGUUGCACAUAUGUUUGGUACAUAAAUUGCGUCUACAUGUAUUUUAUGGUGCUGAUUCAGUUUAAAAUACGUUAUGAACUGUUAACACUUAAAUAAAUGAAUGUGUUGUUUUACAGGGAUUUAACCAUUUGAGUUUUUUUGUUAAUGUGCCUUAUAGUCAUUCUAUACCUGUACUGUUAUACAGUGAUACUCCAAGAUUCACAGACAAAUGUGACCUUAACAGAAAUCUGAGUACAAAUCUGAAUGAUUGGAAAUAUAUAUAUUUUUAAAGUCUACUGCAAGUUGAUUCGUUUUAUUUUUGACAUAAUAAAAUGUGAUUUUACAUGGAGACUAA